Molecule: messenger RNA, 465 nt
Organism: Cyphellophora europaea CBS 101466
Lineage: Eukaryota; Fungi; Ascomycota; Eurotiomycetes; Chaetothyriales; Cyphellophoraceae
Exons: 2
Coding region: 1-465 (154 amino acids)
Molecular function (GO): oxidoreductase activity
Source: RefSeq, a predicted model, not a curated record
AUGUCCGCAAAAACAGCUGUCACUGUGCAUAUGCAAAGACUGUAUCGUUUUAGUUUAUACGUGAAGAAGCGGCCAGAUAUCACCGAGGAGGAGUUCAAUCGCCAUUGGAGUAAAGAGCAUGCGCCGCUGGUCAAGGAGUGGCUGAAGCGCUAUGGGAUCCUCAAGUACACCCAGUAUCACACACCGAAGUCCCUCGAAACCGAGGCCAGGACGAAAUGGCUAGAGCUCGGGCAACUUGAGCGUCAGCCGUGGGAUGGUGUAGUCGAGAUCACCGUCAAGGAUAUCAAGGACUUCUACGAUGCGCGAAACGACCCCUUCUAUAUUGAGAAGGUGAUCGCGGAUGAAGAAAAGUUCGUUUCCAACAGAGAAGAGGCUAGUUGGACGAUUGGCUGGGAAGAGGUCUAUGUCAAGGAUGGAGAAUGCGUGGACAUGCCUCUCGGAGAUACAAAGCCCGGGCACGAUUAG